AUGGCAGCAUUGAAGAACGUUUUUCUUAGCCUCUCCAAGUCGUCGGAGCUCUCCCAAUCCCUCCCCCUCCGCCCCACCGUCUCUCGCGUUUACUUCGCCGCCGCUUCCAGACACCAGCAGGUACUACUACACUCGCAUUCUUCAUUUAUCAAAUCCUUUCCUCCCUCUCCAACUCACGCGAAACCCCGUCUCAAGGGACGAAACAUGGCCGGCAGCAGAGAGUACAGCCCCUACAACGACGAGGAGCCGCAGGACGAGGUGAGGGAGACCAUGGACAAGGCCAAGGAAAAGACCCGAGAGAUGAAGGACAGAGCCAAGGAGACCGCCGACUCAGUCAAGGAGAGGGCUCAGCAGAUGAACGACAAAACCAAGGAAAACCUGGGAUCCAUGGCGGACAGGGCCUACGAGAUGAGGGAGAAGACCGCCGACAAGACCAAGCGGCAGGCGCACGAGGCGACGGACAAGGUGAAGGGCGCCGCUGAAACGGCGGCGGAUAAGACGAAGGGGUACGCGCAGGGGGCCAAGGAGACGACCAAGGGCGCCGCGGAGAAAGUGGCGGAUGCGGCCAAGGAGACCACGCAGAAGAUCAAGGAGACCACGCAGAAGAUCAAGGAGACGGUGGUGGGGAAGUCGGAUGACGAUGAUUUGGAUGAUUAUAUAGAGGAGCACGUGAAGAAGCCGGCCCGGGAGCACCGGGGUGAGAAGGUCAUGGAUGAGGAUGUGGUGGAUGCGAGGCGGCGUCGCGCGGACGAACACGACCGUGGCAAGCUUUAA
Molecule: messenger RNA, 774 nt
Organism: Salvia splendens (bonfire salvia)
Lineage: Eukaryota; Viridiplantae; Streptophyta; Magnoliopsida; Lamiales; Lamiaceae
Product: late embryogenesis abundant protein At3g53040-like
Exons: 1
Coding region: 1-774 (257 amino acids)
Source: RefSeq, a predicted model, not a curated record